Molecule: messenger RNA, 12293 nt
Organism: Chelonia mydas (Green sea turtle)
Lineage: Eukaryota; Metazoa; Chordata; Testudines; Cheloniidae
Gene: TNR
Product: tenascin R
Exons: 24
Coding region: 611-4681 (1356 amino acids)
Molecular function (GO): protein binding
Source: RefSeq, a predicted model, not a curated record
GAGCCAUCGCGGGCGCCCUCCGCCGCAGCCUGCGCCCGGGCUUUGCGCUGCUCGCCGGCAGGCUGAGCAGGGGCAGCCGGCUGGAGCUGGGAGCCGCCGAUCCCCAGGGCAGCUGCCGCCGCCGGAGCUGGCCGCCCGACUUGCUGUCCCCGCUCGCCCCCCGGGAGCAGAGGGGCGCGGGGGAGCCGGGACCGCGGAGCACCGGAGCCUGGCUGCAGCUGCUGCCGGUGGUUACAGCAUCUUACCUUGAUAAACGGGCUGCUUCCAUUUGAGAACUGGAUCCAGGAGAGGGUGCUGAGGAAGGAAAAACCAAACCACCUAUUCCAGCAGGGAACAUUAAGAAAGAGAAGAACUAUACUAACGUGUGCCCAUGUGCAUGCUUGGUAGCCACAGGCAGCAUGCACCAAGCAAGGGAAGGGAAAGCACAACAGACAUAUUUGGAUAAUAUACGAUAACAACCCUGUAAAUGCUGAAGAGGCGGCUGAACAGUUGUGUUUUCAGGCACGUCACGGCAAUGUGAGAGAGACAAAGCAGUAAACAGGGUCUCCAGGUUCUCAGACAGCUCUGUUGGCCAAGGUUGGCUUAGAAGUUGCUUUCUCUGCUCAAGAAAAUGGGGGCUGACAGUGAAAACUUAGUCCUGAGGAACAUGCUUAUCGGUCUCAACUUGCUCCUGCUGGGAUCAGUCCUCAAGCCCUUUGAGUGCCGGCUAGAGGUGACAACAGAGCGGAUGAGGAGGCAGGUAGUGGACAAGGAAGGCAACUUUGCCAACUACAGCCCGCCUAUCAAGGAGCAAUCCAUGGUCUUCAACCAUGUAUACAACAUUAACGUCCCCCUGGACAGCUUCUGCUCAUCAGCGCUUGAGGCAUCAUCUGACCAGGAGGUGAGUUCAGAAGACGACAGGAUGACGGAAUAUACGGAGCAGACCUCAGACAGCGAGAGCCAGGUCACCUUCACCCACAGGAUAAACCUCCCCAAGCAGGCUUGCAAGUGCUUCACCUCUGUCCAGGUCAUGCAGGAGCUUCAAAGCAGAAUUGAGAUGCUGGAGAGGGAGGUGUCCAUGCUACGGGACCAAUGCAACUCCAAUUGCUGCCAAGAAAAUGCAGCUACAGGGCAGCUAGAUUACAUCCCCCACUGCAGUGGGCACGGUAACUUUAGCCUGGAGUCCUGUGGCUGCAUCUGCAAUGAAGGGUGGGCUGGAAAAAACUGCUCAGAGCCCCACUGCCCCAUGGGCUGUUCCAGCCGGGGAAUCUGCGUAGAAGGCCAGUGCAUCUGCGACAACGACUACAGUGGGGACGAUUGCUCAGAGCUCCGCUGCCCGACGGACUGUAGCUCCCGAGGCCUCUGCGUGGACGGGGAGUGCGUCUGUGAAGAAGGUUAUGCAGGGGAAGACUGCAGCGAGCUGAGGUGCCCCGAUGACUGCUUGGGAAAGGGGAGAUGCACCAAUGGCACCUGCAUCUGUCAGGAGGGCUACGUGGGGGAAGACUGCGGUCAGCUGAGAUGCCUGAAUGCCUGCAGCGGACGUGGGUUCUGCCAGAAGGGGAUGUGCGCUUGUGAGGAAGGUUACAAGGGACAAGACUGCUCAGCAGUUGCCCCACCCGAGGAUCUGCGAGUGGCUGGGAUCAGUGACAGGUCCAUUGACCUGGAAUGGGAUGGGCCAAUGGCAGUGACAGAGUAUGUGAUCUCCUACCAGCCAAUGGUGCCGGGGGGCCUUCAGCUCCAGCAACGGGUGCCUGGAGAAUGGAGUGCUGUCACCAUCAAGGAGCUGGAGCCGAGCCAAACAUAUAACAUCACCAUCUAUGCUGUCAUCAGUGACAUCCUUAGCGUCCCCGUCACUACCAAGGUGACUACCCAUCUCUCCACUCCACAAGGGCUGCAGUUCAAGACGAUCACAGAGACCACCGUGGAGGUGCAGUGGGAGCCUUUCUCUUUCUCUUUUGAUGGCUGGGAGAUAAGCUUCAUCCCCAAGAACAAUGAAGGUGGCGUCAUCGCACAGCUUCCUAGCAGUGUCACCACCUUCAACCAGACAGGACUGAAGCCUGGGGAAGAAUACAUCGUCAAUGUGGUAGCCCUCAAGGAGCAAGCCAGGAGCCCCCCUACCUCCGACAGCAUCUCCACCUUAAUUGAUGGGCCAACCCAAAUCCUGGUGCGAGAUGUCUCGGACACAGUGGCCUUCGUGGAGUGGACCCCACCUCGAGCUAAAGUAGACUACAUCCUGCUGAAGUACGGCCUCACGAAUGGGGAAGGGGGGAAGACCAUGUUCCGACUGCAGCCUCCCCUGAGCCAGUACUCAAUGCAGGCCCUGAGGCCUGGCUCACAGUACGAAGUCUCCAUCUCCGGGGUCCGAGGGACCAACGAGAGCGACCCUGCUGUCACCACCUUCACAACAGAGAUCGAUGCACCCAAGAACCUCCGGGUGGGCUUGCGAACGUUGGCCAGCCUGGCACUGGAGUGGGACAACAGUGAGGCGGAGGUGCAGAACUAUAGGGUGGUGUACAGCACACUAGCAGGCGAGCAGUACCACGAGGUGCUGGUGCCGCGGAACGCUGGCCUGACAACCCGGGCCACCCUCACAGAUCUGGUGCCAGGAACCGAAUAUGGAAUUGGGAUAUCGGCCAUCAUGGACAGCAAGCAGAGCGUCCCAGCCACCAUGAACGCGAGGACUGAGCUUGACAGCCCUCGGAACCUCGUGGUGACAGCCUCCACGGAAACGUCUAUCUCCCUGGCCUGGACCCAGGCAAAGGGCCCCAUCGACCAUUACCGCAUCACCUUCACUCCAGCUUCCGGGAUGGCCUCCGAGGUGACUGCACCCAAGGACAAGUCUGAGCUGACACUCUCAGACCUGGAUCCCGGUACAGAAUAUACCAUCUCAGUCAUUGCCGAGAGAGGCCGUCAGCAGAGCCUGGAGUCCACAGUGGAUGCAUUCACAGGGUUCCGACCAAUCACACAGCUGCAUUUUUCUCAUGUGACUUCCUCCAGCCUGAACAUCACCUGGAGUGACCCCUCCCCUCCAGCAGACAGGUUUAUCUUGAACUACAAUCCCAGAGACAAGGAGGAGACCAAGCAGGUCAUGCUAGAUGCCACCAAGAGACACGCCACCUUGUCUGGCUUGCAACCAUCUACGGAGUACAUCGUGUCACUGGUGGCUGUGCACGGUUUGGUCAGCUCCGAGCCCAUAGUGGGCUCCAUCACAACAGGGAUCGACCCCCCGAAGAACCUCACUGUGGGCAACGUAACCAAGGACUCAGUGAUGAUCUUCUGGGCCCCUCCUAUCGCAGCUUUUGACCACUACAGAGUGUCCUACCGAUCUGCACAAGGGAGAGUGGACAGCACGGCAGUCGCCAACGACGUUGCCGAAUACACCCUCAGUCGCCUGCAGCCAGCGACCAAGUACGAGAUCAGCCUGAGCAGCGUGCGGGGCCGGGAGGAGAGCGAGCGGGUCUCCAGCACCGUGUAUACAGCCAUGGACCACCCUCUGCAUCUGACUGCCACCAAUGUCACCCCAACAGAAGCCCUGCUCCAGUGGAACCCACCUCUUUCUGAAGUCGAGAACUACGUCAUUGUGCUAACACACUACACAGUUGCAGGGGAGACCAUUCUAGUGGAUGGGGUCAACCAAGAGUACCAGCUGAUCAACCUGAUGCCCAGUACCAGCUACAUGGUCACCAUGUAUGCCACCAAUGGGCCUCUUACAAGCAGCACCAUCAGCACCAACUUUACGACUCUUCUGGAUCCCCCGACUAACUUGACUGCCACUGAGGUCACCCGCCGGAGCGCCCUCCUUUCAUGGCAACCUCCAAUGGCAGAGAUCGAGAACUACAUCAUGACCUAUAGAUCGACUGAUGGAAGCCGGAAGGAGCUGAUAGUCGAUGCUGAGGACACCUGGAUCCGCCUAGAGGGGCUUUUGGAGACCACGGAAUACACCGUACGCUUGCAGGCAGCCCAGGAUGCGAUGAGGAGUGGAUUCACCUCCACCAGCUUCAUCACAGGAGGCCGCGUGUUCUCUAAUCCUCAGGACUGUGCCCAGCAUUUGAUGAAUGGCGACACCAUGAGUGGACUCUACACCAUCUCCAUCAACGGGGACCUCAGCCAGCGAGUGCAGGUGUACUGCGACAUGACCACGGAUGGGGGAGGAUGGAUUGUGUUCCAGAGACGGCAGAAUGGGCUGACGGAUUUCUUUCGAAAGUGGAUGGAUUACCGCGUUGGCUUUGGAAACCUAGAGGAUGAGUUUUGGCUGGGGCUGGACAACAUUCACAAGAUCACAUCACAGGGACGCUACGAGCUACGAAUAGACAUGCGAGAUGGCCAAGAGACAACUUACGCCUAUUACGACAAGUUCUCCCUUGGUGACGCCAGGAGUUUGUACAAGCUCCGGAUAGGAGACUACAACGGCACUUCCGGAGAUUCACUCACCUACCACCAGGGACGUCCGUUCUCCACCAAGGACAGAGACAAUGACGUUGCUGUUACAAACUGCGCCAUGUCAUACAAAGGUGCCUGGUGGUAUAAGAACUGCCACCGGACCAACCUCAACGGCAAGUACGGCGAGUCCCGGCACAGUCAGGGGAUUAACUGGUUCCACUGGAAAGGCCACGAGUUCUCCAUACCCUUUGUGGAAAUGAAGAUGCGACCCUACAACCACCGUAACAUCUCGGGAAGGAAACGACGGUCCCUACAGCUGUGAGCCAGCAGGAAUCCUGCCCCUCCCCACCCCAGCCACCCGACCUUUUCUGUCAUUCGUUUGUAUUUUAUAAUAUGAAAAGGGAAAAGAAAUACUUCCACUCUGAGCUAGCAACCUGGUCCAUAGGAGUCCUGGAAGGGCUGACUGAGCGGCUGGUAGGCUUUGGAAAGGGAAGGACCUCAACACCUUCCCUGUGAAAUGCCAAGUGCCCGCUCCCCCUGCCCACAAUGUGGAAAGAGAGAGAGAGAUGGAUUUUUAGUAUUUUUUUAAAAGACUUAUAAAUCCCAGAUGAACCCCGUAGGACAUGUUUUUGUUGAAGGUGCUCCCUCACCACCAUCUCUGCUACAGCAGGUCCUCCUUCACGCUGCAGGUCCUUUCAGCCAGGGACGGCGAUGGAGGCUGACCCGGCCACGUGGUGGGGGCAGGCUUGCUUUUUGGCUGAGCUGUUGGACUAGGGCCUGCAGCUGAGGCGGCACGUAGCACCAGCCACACCUGGGCAAGAGGGACCAGAAUAGUGCCCUGUCAUUUGAUCAUAGUCAGAGGCAACAAGUCUGAUGCCCCUUCAUCCCAGGGACAGACACUCCACCUCCUCCCUGUCAUACCAGCCAAGGAGAGCCUGCUCCCCUCUCUCCUCCCCAACAUAAUGCCCAAUCCCUCUGUUAGUCAAGAUGAUGCAGCUGUCCCCCUCCCUUUGACCAAGAACACAGAGUGUCCCUUAUCCCCAGGAGCACACUACAUGCGUGCACACAUACACAGUGGAGAGAAGUGAAUUUCAUGCUUGCCAUUGUAUACUGGGUUACUGCAAGUCAUAGAUCUCACAAGGAGCGUGAGAUGCUUGUCUGCAUUGUAUCCAUCUCUCCUUUCCUUUAGAGCGAUCACUGCCUACUUAUGAACCCCACCAUCACCAUGCUUCUAACAUGCCCAAGGUCGCCUCCUAUUUAUGGUAGGUGCAUGGGUAGUAACAGAAUGGAUGGUGCACAGCAUCUGCCUGUAGAUGGGAGCUGCUCUAGUGUUUUCUGGGGUACAAUGGUGACCCAUCUACUCUGCAUGUUGACUUCAUCAUAAACCCUUUGGUGGGUUUUUGCUGUUAUUCUUCCAAGGCCUAGCUCAGGGGAGAGGAGAGGAGAGAAGGAAUCAGACAAAACAGCUUCUAGGAAUCUUUAAUGUCAUUCUGAAGUAAGUCCAUUUAGGCUCCCCUUUCACUAUUAGUUUUACGUACAGUAAUGUUGUGUCUCGUAGUCGUUAUUGGUCCUAAACCAAAGAGUAUUGGAGGAAGAGCAGUGAGCAGAAGAACUGGCAAGUGGCCGCAGUUCAUCCUGAAGCUUGCAGAGACUGUAAAUUGCAGCCGUGUGCUGUGACAUCUAGUCAUCCUGUUUGUGUUCCCUGGGGUUAUGGAGGAAGGAUGGUUUGGGUGGUUGAGGCAAAAGACCUCAAUGUAGAUUCUCUUCCCACCGGCCUCCUCUGUGAUCUGGGUGAGUCACACCAACUCUGUGAGCUGUUUCCACCAGCUCUCCACGGGGAACAGAACUCUUCCCUCCCUCACAGUGUUGUUGCGAGGCUUAAUUCAUUGACAUUUGUAAAGCACUUUCAGAUCCUUGGACGAAAGACCCCAUAUAUGUUCCAAACAUCAUGUUUUCCCUCCUUAUAAAGAGACACCGCCCUGGUUAAAACCUGGUAUUUUAAAACUCUAUCCCAUCCCUGCCUGUUGUUACUAACAACACCUUUAAUUAUUAAAAGUGAUUUUCAAACACUGAAUUUACUCCUUAACGUUGAUGCUGCUUAUGUUUUGCACUUUAAUCAGUUUGGCCAAUGAGAACAGACCAGGCGCUUUCCCCUGCUGUGUCCCAUGCACUAGCACAGGGCAGUUUUGUGUGAGUUCACCGUACUGUAGAGGAAAGGUUACCAGGGACUAUCGCUAUUUGAUAGUGGGCCUGAGUCUCGUUUACACCAAGGCCACUUUCCACUAAAUUGCAGUUUACAGCCACUUUCAGAGAGCAUGUAAAGGGGCCUAAGUGGAACAGAGAAUUCAGGACAGAGUCUCUUUAAUAGAUUCAAGGAGUGUGACUAACUCCCAUCCAGCCCAUGUCCCGUGGAGCGACAGGAGACUAAUCAGGAAAUUAGUCCUCCCCCGUGCCAUGCAUUGGGACAUAAAAACCUAAAUAACCCUGGGUUCAGGAUUAGGUACAACCCUCAACGCCCUGGCUGUAAGGUCAAGGGGAAAGACCCCGUCUGUUGCUAGUCUAGUCUGAUUGAACGGUGCUGCAUCUUCCCCAUCCUUCAGACACUCAGUUGCCUCUUCCAGUGAUGUGGCAUUGGUAUGGCCCAGCAUUAUAAUGGCACUAAGCCUUGCUUUCAGUCCUGAACCCAGGGGGUUUCCUGCCCGUUGAGCACAUGAAUGGGUGAGAGGAUGGUGCUCAGCUAGGGGUAGUUCUGCACACGUGUUGGAUGUAGAGAUGGAUACACAGCCCACUGAAGCCAGCACAGUCUCCUGUGGAUUUUAGUGGGCUUUGUACAAGGCCCUGAGUAAAUCACCAUGAACCGGAGGAGGUCUAGGGAGAUCAAGAAGGAACAAGAAGGCCUCAAUGAAGAACUAGACCUGGGCAGGGGGAGUAGGAUGGGAUGAGACUCUCAUGAGAGGUAGAAAAAUCUCUUCUGUCCUUAGCGUAUCACUUUGGAAUUCCAAAAGCCAACGAGAAGCAGCAGUUAGGGCUGAUGGAAGUUUAGGGAAAUCCCUAGCAAUUAUUUGUAUGAAAACUGUCCCCACCCACUGGCAGCCACAAACAAGAAAUGACAAGGCCAGGUAGUUUAACAGUUAGAACUAAGUGCAGCAACUGAGAGUGCCCUGGCUUCAAUUCCCACCUGAGGCAGUGGCUCUCGGGGUGACUUCACGUUGGACAAAUCACUUGGCUUGAUUGGGCUUUCAUUGUCUCCAUUGUCCAUUCAGGUGGAAGCAAGAAACCUCGCUAGAAAUGCUGCUGCUCAGCACUAGUGAUCCAGCAGAGGGAAAGAAAACAACCAAAAAAACCCACUAUUCUAAAUCACAACCACAGCCGACCUUAUCCCCAUCCCUUCACAGAAACUCAGAUUGAUCUUUCUUUCAGCCUAGUGUUACUGUAGGUAUCAUUUCUCCAGGAAAGGAUCAUUAUUCUCUCAAUAUACUUCCCCACUACACACCCCUCCAUAGCUGCCUCCUAGCUGGGAUGGGAGGGUCCUAACAAUAGGACUCCAUUAUCUGACCAGCAGAACACACUGCAGGAUGAAGGGCAAUUUGCAAUCUAUCUUCUGACCCUAGCGUAUCCCACGACAAGUCAUACCAAAGACUUAACAUGAGGUUACCAAUGCUGCAUCAUGGCACGAGGUUUUGGCAAUCAACACCGACAUGAAAAGGAAUGGGCAGUAAGGGGUAGCCAGGGCAGGCUGAGCACUGAGCCCCUUGAGUAGGGAUUGUGCCUCAUUUUAUCCAUACAUGGCACAAGCUAAAGUUUUUCAAACUACCUCUUGCCUACUCUUGAGUUGAACCUGGUUUUAUUUCUCUGGCGCUUGGUGGAAAUUCCCUUCUCUCCAUCCUCCCACUUCCCUUGUAGCCGAGAGGCUCAGCAAGAGCUCCCACCUGGAGUAAGUUGCUGAGGAAUCUUUGCUUCAUCCUUCCUCUUCUUCACCAUCUCAGCCACUCUACAUGCUGUCUACCUGUGUAGAUUCCCAGCGCUGGCCUUCAUGCUAAUCAGAGACCACCUUCCCUCAGGACCACUGCUGCUGCCCCCGCCCCCUAUCACCCUCAGUCUCUGAGACUAUUAGACCCCUCAAAGGAGAGGUGCCUAUAAUGUUACAUUUCUGGUGCCUUGGGGGUAUCCUGGGAACACCGAGGCAACCAAUCAACAAUGAAUAUCUGGCAAAAUCUGGCCAUUUUCCUCCAUGAAGACUUGCCCGUGAACAGGCUGCAAUUAAAGGUUCAACUAGUGGUUAUGUGCAAAUUGUGUUUGGCACUGGUGCUAUGGGAUUGGCCACCCGAUUAAACAUGGCCUCUUUUCUUGCUCCCUCACUGGAUGACCCUUUAUAUAAACUACUUCUCUGGCCAAAACAAAUGUGGUUUUCUCACCCAAUUAGUUCUGCUUCGUAACUGAACUAAUCUUGGCUUGAAAAUGCACAUGAAACAAACUUGGCUCCUACAAGCAUUCAUAAGAAACUAAUACAAGAGGGAGCAAACUCAACUGAAGGUAAAUUCUAUACAGAAGUUGCUGAGAUGGUCAUGGCUUAUUGUCUCCCUAUUUAUCCAGCUCUCGUCCUGAGGAGAUCACUGAGCUCUAGGCUGGACCUCUCUCUAGGCCUGGUUCCCCCCCACCGAAGUCAACAAAAAGACUCACUGAUUUCAGUGAGCUCUGGCUCAAGCCUUUAACUCACAGAGAGCCAGAAGCCUCCAUGAAGUCAAGAGGAGGUGUUCCACGCACAGGGCUUGCAAGAUCAGACUCAGGAUUUGAUUUGAAAUGAAUUUGAAGUAAUGGUCCAGACUGAGUGAUGUGCAAAAAGGAAAACUCUCAGCAUCAGUAGUGAGAAGGGAAUUUGGCGUUUGCCCUGGAAAGGGCUGCGCAUGCCCUAUGGCUAUUGACUCGAAUGGGAGCACAAGUCUCUUGCGUGGCAGGAUUUUAAUAUUCUUUCCUGAGGUGCUAUAAGUAAGAUAGGGAGGGAAUGUUCUUUGUAUAACACGUUCCUUUAAGCCAGGGCACUAGAGUCCCUCCUGCCCUUGAGAAGAAGGCUAAACUCUCACUGAAUUCUCUCAUCGUGGAAGAGAUGCCUGUACUUACAACAAAGUACCUGGCAGCCCUUAGACAAUGAGCCCUGUUCAGUAGUGCUACCAAGGAUAUGAGGAGAGAGCGGAGAGGCUUUCUGAGGGGAUAGACUUGUUUUCCUUUGCUCUGGCUGCUUUAGUGACUGAAGAAGUGGAAGUAGAGCUUAGCAGCUGUAUCUUUUCUGGUAGCGGAUGAACCUCCGUAAGGACUGGGUUAGGUUUGGCUAAGAGUGCUUUGAAGGCCAGAUGUUUCCCCAAACCACAAGCCAGCAAAAAUCAAGCUGGGAAUCUCUUGAGAACAGGCUGUCUUGGGGCAUCCUGCUCCUAACCAGGCCAGAAAUGAUAUUAUUCCUAUGUGCGUCAUGCCUAAAGGCCACAACCAUGAUCGGGGCCCCAACGGUUCAAGAACUUGCCUGGGGGUAUUUCAGCAUUUCUGCUUCUGGUCCCAUCUGCAAUUGCAGAGAGGCCUGAAUAUUAAACACAUGGGGCUGUGAGGGGACUUUUUCUUACAAAGGUUCUGUUUGGGUUUGGGUCAGCUUUAAGGGAAAGCUCAGCUCCAUUCCUAUUUCAUCUCAGCCAGUUCACCCACCCUCACUCUGUUAUUCUGCAGUGGUUUAAGAAGUGCCUGAAAAAAUCAGGAGCUAGUGAAGGGAGAGCUGCCUUUCCUGGCUUUGCUAAAAGCACAUAAACGUGAGGAAUCCGGUGAUAAAACGAGGCCCAGUCCUCUCCCGCAGGCAAGAAAAUAUUCAUAGGAUGAGCUCUGAUAGUUUGUCAGAGUUAAUUGCUACCCAAGGAGUUUCAAGAAACGUUUGCCUUUGUGCCAGUUUAUAACAGCAAUACCCUGAGGGUCUCAAAUCACAUCACAAACAUAAAUGAACUAAGCCUUGCCUUCCCCCUCUAGCAUUAUUUGUCCCCAAUUCAGAGCAGAGAGAACUGAGUCCCAGGAGACAAGGGGUGGGUGGGGGAUGAGGCGGCUAAAGUGACUUGCUGAAGGUCACACAAGGAGCCAGAUUCUCACCUACUGGAAACUGGCACAUCUCCAACUUCCCUGGAACUAGGCAGUGUAACAACAGCUGAGGGCAUGGCCUAGCAGGUCUGGUUUGUACUGGCUUUGUAUCAUCAGGUAUUUAUGUGAUAAAUCCGACCUUCACCAAUCUGGGAAGUCCAUGUCUAAAGAGGUCUUUUCUUCUGAAGGUGUCCACAGCCCUGUGUGGGUAAAUGCCACACUACAGGGCAGCCUGUGGAACAUACUGUACAGGUCAGAGGUCAAGAUACCCCUCAAUGCACAUAGCCAAAUGGGUGACAUCUAUCAGUCCUUGGUUCCCUAUUGAUGGCUCAGAUGUCACGUCUUCACAACAGCAGUACCAGGACUGAAACGCUGGUUGCUAAGGUGUGCAUCAGGUCCAGACGACUGGGAAUUAAAAUAUCAAGGAGCAGAAACUGCAACUGAGCUCACCGAAGGGUGAGGCCACCUUCUCGAGCUAUCCGUAGAGACACACGAGGAAGGAACGUUUUUGUCAUUUCCUUUGGCAUCUCAGGUUCACUUCCUCUCACCCUGUCAUGGAACAAUUAGCAGUGACAAAUACCAGCCAGAAAACAACAAUGCCAACAAACCAGUUAUAUAGCCCCUGAGGCUAGAGAAACACAACUAGCUCAGGUGAGCAAAGCACAGAGUAUGAGUGGCCCCUGUGGGGAGAUAGGAGAAGUGCAAUUUAUUAAAUCCCAGUGGGCACUCUUGUCCUUCCCCUCUUGCCUCAUCCUUCCUUCCUAUAGGUCAGGUAAAGUCAAGGUUUGGUUCAGUCUUCACCCCCUCCCUCCUGACAAUUUUCUAGCGCACUAAAGGUGCAUGGGACAGCAGCAGGAGGAUGGGGGCAGGUCUAUUGGCCUCACUGCAUAAUACAUUUUCCUGGGCAUGUAUUUACACUAUACAUGAAGAUAUACAUAUAUACACAUAUUAAUACAAGCAAACAAGCUCACCGGCCUAAGUGUAGUGCAAUAUGUCAGUAACCGACUCCGGACACUGCCAAAAAAGUGCUCAUCUGUUCAGAUCCCCUUCCCCGGUCCCCCUAGGAAAUUUGCUCAGAGGCAUUGAUUCUCUGCAAGAGAGAGAGGAUCACAUUCCACACACCAGGAUGGUCUCCUUUCCCAGCUGAAGGCAGCACCCCGGGAAAUUCCCCCAGCUGCCCAGCAUGAUCUCUAUGUUCCUACAAAUAAGGCAGAUGCCAUGGGUCGGUACUGUAAUAAAUAUUUCCCCCAGUUUAUUAUGGGCCUGCCUGACAGUGCUUACUUCUUGUCCUGCCUAGGAACUAGAUAAGCGCUUAACGGAAUUUUGGUACCCUUUAACUCCACAUAAUCUGCUACACCGUGCUAUGGAAUAUGGCUAUGGCACUGCUGUUUCAAAGAAAGAGGAGGGGGCAGGGAAAGUGCAGGGAGCCAGCAUCUUUCAGUGAGAAUCCGCAGGAACAGACCCUCCUCGCUCUCCACCUGGGGAGACAAACUCUGAACCCUCCAGACUUCGGCCGCUGGCACUUUUUCAGGGGGGUGGCAAAAAACAAACGAACAAACAAAAAACCCCGGCCCCCACCCCCUUUGUACAUACAUUACUCUGGAAUUGUGUUUAUUAUUUAAAAAAGGAAGAAAGGAGGCAGAAAGCUCCCCCACAUGAACUGAACUAAAUCUACACAACUGAAGCGGGGAGAGAAAACUUAACUGCCCUCCCAACGCUUGUUGGCCAUUCUUAACUAGUAUUUUUAGUCCUGACUGCUCUUAGCCUAUGUAUAGUUCCUUUUUUUAAAUGCAUUUUCUAUUACGUUAAUAAAAGAUUCCAAAGGA